Molecule: messenger RNA, 4661 nt
Organism: Equus caballus (horse)
Lineage: Eukaryota; Metazoa; Chordata; Mammalia; Perissodactyla; Equidae
Product: zinc finger protein 709
Biological process (GO): regulation of transcription by RNA polymerase II
Cellular component (GO): nucleus
Molecular function (GO): RNA polymerase II cis-regulatory region sequence-specific DNA binding; DNA-binding transcription factor activity, RNA polymerase II-specific
Source: RefSeq, a predicted model, not a curated record
AAGAAUAGCCCAAAGAAUUGCAAUUUGGGAUGGCGUGCUAUGGCAAACCAUGGGCAAAUCCACCAAACUAAGAAAAGGAGCUGCUUUUAUAGAGAAAAAUGGGGUGUAGGGAUUGGUGUUCUAAAUGAAAAUCUACUGGGGAUGUUACCGGCACAUUGGGUUGUUAUUGUCCCCCAGGAUAGAAAUGAAGAGAGACAACAAAUGGGAGUAGAAACGUAAAAGUCUAUUAGCUUGUGCACAGGAAAGGCACAAGUGAGCUGGUGCAGAAGGGAAAGGGGCAGGUAACUGGGUUGUUAGUGAGCAGGAUUGUGGGGCUUUCAUCAGGCAAAGGCUGGGGAGGAGGUCCUUGUCAUGGCAUGUAGAGGUGGGGUUGUGCUUGUGCUCGCACUGUUGUUCAACAUGCCUUUUCAUGUGACAUACGUAUCACUAGCAUGCUAGCUCUCCACCCUUAGGUGUGAUUUUUAUUAUGCUAGUGGGGCUAGGGUCACCUUCAGUGCACUCCUGGGUGCUAGGGCGCAUGUGUAAGCCCAGGAAAGCGCAGAGGCUGCAGAAUGUGGAUCUUGGUGGCCUCUACCUGAUUCUCCUAGUUUGUCGAUUGGUUAGGGCCAAUCUUGUUAGGGCUUUAUCUUGUUAGGCCCAGGGCCUUGCAGAUGGCCCUGUGUCUUUAGGAUGGUUCCUGUCUCAUUUGCACCCAGCUAGGGCUGUGGGUUCCAACUUUGCACCAGAGCUAAGGGCUUGGGAGGCCAUAGGGUUCAUUAAAGUAUGAUAUCAACGGAGGUGGGAAAGCCCUGGGUAGGAGAUCAACACUGUCAACAGAGAUCAAAGGGAAGCCAGACAUUAUUACAUACGGCGAGGUGACUUUUAAGUGUCUGUGUUUGCAAAGAAGGGUCACAGUUCCUCGAGUGGCCUCACAGCACCGCGUUUCACUGGAAAAGUCCCUGGAGAGGACAACGUCCAGCUCCAACUCAACUCAGAGGUGCAAUCUCCAUCCCGCUGUCACUCAGGACUGAAGGGCCUUUCGAACUGUCCAAUCAGGGUCGGUCCCGGGGCAGGUGGGCGGGGCGACACUCCGCAACCACCCCCGACUUCCUAUAGCUCUACCCUCCUUCCGGUCACGGGUCGUCUGCCCUUGACCUCCUAACGGUUCUCUGCCGCGAACUCCGUUGCGUUGUGACCUGAUCCGAAGCGUAGGGAAGACGCCGGGGGACCCACGAGCCUCAGCGAUGGACUCAGUGGCCAUUGAGGAUGUGUCUGUGACCUUCACCCUGGAGGAGUGGGCUUUACUGGAUCAUUUACAGAAGAAACUCUACAGAGAUGUGAUGCAGGAAACCUUCAGGAAUCUGGCCUCAAUUGGAAAGAAAUGGAGAGAUCAUGACACCCAAGAUCAGUGCAGAAACCAGGGGAGAAAACUAAGAAGUCAUAUGGUAAAAACACUCUGUGAAAGUGAAGAGGGUAGUCAAUGUGGAGAAAAUGUCAGCCUUAUUCCAAAUCUCAAUCUGAAGAAGAAAACUACUGGUGUGAAACCACAUGAAUGCAGGGCAUGUGGAAAAGUCUUCACACAUCAUUCAUCCCUUAAUAGGCACAUAAGGUAUCACAAUGAACACAAACCAUCUGCCUAUCAAAAAUAUGGAGAGAAGCCAUAUAAAUGUAAGAUAUGUGGGAAAGCCUUUGUUUAUUUCCACGUUUUUGAAAAACAUGAAAGAAAUCACAAUGGAGAGGAAACCUAUCAGUGUCAGGAAUGUGGGAAAGCCUUUAUGUGGCUCAAAACCCUACGAAGACACAUGAGAAUGCACACUGGAGAUGCUCCUUAUAAAUGUAAAGAAUGUGAGAAACCCUUCAAUUGUUCUAGUUCACUUCAAGUACAUGAAAGAACCCACACUGGAGAGAAACCGUAUGAAUGUGCAAAAUGCAGUAAAGCGUUCAGUUGUCCCAGUUCUCUUCAAAGACAUGAAAAAACUCAUACCGGGAAGAAACCCUAUGAAUGUAAGGAAUGUGGGAGAGCCUACAGAUAUUAUACUUCCUUACAGAUGCACGAAAGGACUCACACAGGAGAGAAACCCUAUGAAUGUAAGCAAUGUGGUAAAGCUUUCAUUUCUCAUCUAGGUUUCCAAAUACAUGAAAGAAAUCACAAUGGAGAGAAACAGUAUAAAUGUAAAAAAUGUAGUAAAGCAUUCAGUUGUCUCAGUUCUCUUCAAAAACAUGAAAGAGAUCACACUGGAGAGAAACCCUAUGAAUGUAAAAAAUGCAAUAAAGCAUUCAGUUUUCCCAGUUCUCUUCAAGUCCAUGAAAGAACUCAUACUGGAGAGAAACCUUAUAAAUGUAAGGAAUGUUGGAAAGCCUUUACUGCUCUCUCAAGCCUUCGAGGGCACAUGAUCUCUCACACUGGAGAUGGACCUUAUAAAUGUAAGGAAUGUGAGAAAGCAUUCAUUUCUCCCAGUGCAUUUCAAAUACAUCGAAGGAUCCACACUGGAGAGAAACCCUAUGAAUGUAAAGAAUGUGGUAAAGCCUUCAGUUAUAUCACUUCCUUCCAAAUACACAGAAGAACUCACACAGGAGAGAAACCCUAUGAGUGUAAAGAAUGUGGGAAAGCCUUUAGUGUCGCAACUUCACUUAGAAUACAUGAAAAAACUCACACUAUGGAGAAACCUUAUCAAUGUAAACAAUGUGGAAAAGCCUUUAGAUAUCAUCACAAUUUUCAAAGACAUGAAAGGAGUCACAUAGGAGAGAAACUCUAUGAGUGUAAGCAAUGUGGUAAAGCCUUCAGUUAUUACAGUUCCUUCCAAGUACAUGUAAGAAAUCACACUGGAGAGAAACCCUAUGAAUGUAAGGAAUGCAGGAAAGCCUUCAUUUGUCACACAAACUUUCAAAGACACAUGAGAAUGCACACUGGAGAGAAACCAUAUAAAUGUGUAGAAUGUGGGCAGGCCUUCUGUGAUCCCGGUACUUUCCAAAAGCAUGAAAGAACUCACUAGAGAAAACCUCUUGAAGGUGAACAGCAUGGGAAGGACUUCAAUUGGCCCACUUCCUAAAAUGUGACAACUCCCACCAAAAAGAAAUAAAUGUAAAUAACAUGAGAAAGCUUAAUGGGAAUUAAUACAUGCAUAAUGCUCCAGAAACUUUUCAAUAUGAAAGAGUUGUGAUAUUGUGCUUACUAAGUGUGUUGUGUUAUACUGUAAAUACAUUGUGUUUACUAAGCUUUUUUCCUAAGAUACAUGACUGGACUGAGGAUUUCUACUAAUUACUUUCAGAAAUGAAUAUUGAGGUGAGAGAAUUCUAUGUCAUUUUUCUACUGUAGUACAUAAGAUCAUAAGAUUAAUAGGUAGUGAUUUUUCCUUAACUCUGUUAAUAAUAUUUUCUCUUUACUUUUUUUGAAGCCUCUUGGAUCCAAGCAUGAACUGACAUGUAUUUCUCCUAUGCAGUUAGGUUUAUUCUUUUUAUAAUGUUUUAUUUUUUCCAUGUUAAGGGGCCAUUGAAAAAUGACAGUUUGGUAUUUGUUGGGAUUUUCUUCAUGGCCUUGUUUGGCAAUUCCUGGACAUCCCUACCAAAUGAUAUAUAUUGUGCUCAUUCCCCACCCCCCCGAAAAAGCUGUUUUGUGAUGGAGGAUAUAGGAUCUUUUUUCUAUUUUUCAUACUAUUAAAUGGAAUAAAUUUUUAUGUAUUGUAUGGUUAUCAAAGAGUAUGGUUCCAUUUGAAUUAUUAUGUUCACAUUUAGGCAUUCACUCAUUGUCCUUCUGACUGAUAUUUUGUGAAUAGAUUUUGAUUAAUAAGAGAGACUUGUGAUAGGACAAAAAAGCUAGAGUUGGAGAUAUCCUUCCUGUGAGUAAUGUUAGGAAGCACAUCUUCCAGAAUCCAUCCGUUUUAUACUUCCCAGUUAGAAUUCACCAGUAGCCUCACUUGCAUGAGAUUUGGAAGGCAGAAGAGAAGACAUUAGUGACAUUUUGGAGCCACCAUCCAGGGAGAGAGGCAGAUACAUAGGAGCUUCCAGGACACCAUCUUCCAGCCAAUUUCCUGGAUUCUUUGCCCUUCCAGUCAAGAGUAUCCUCAAAACCACCACCAACUGUUUGAUUUCCAGUUUAUUUGAGGUGUCGGUUUCCGCUGAUGUCUUCACAAGUUCCACCUCAACAAUCCAUCAGAGUUUGGGUUUUUCUGUAAGGCCUCUUGUGUCCACCAGGAAACUAAUUCAAACUUGCGUGACUGGGAGUAUUCUCUGGUUCCCAUCUUUUCUAGAUUAUAUCCAUGUAAGGUCUAGUGUGUAUAGGAAACAACUUCUGCUGUUACUGCUGUUAGCCAGGAUGUUUUCCUGAUUCACCGUGACAUCCACAGUGGUGUAUUCAAAAAGAAGGACAUGGGAGUUUGUUUCUCUGCUGCAUUCUGCAGCGGCUGCCUUGACCUGGUUCUUCCGUGUGAGAAGCAGCACCUUCUUCCUGUCAGGAAGACUCUUAACUGUUACUUGUAGAUGAACGUGAUUCUUCAAAAAUAUUUUUGAUUGUGUUUGUGUUUAAAGGAUAUGAAUUUUUUGUGAGACUAGUAUUUCUGUAGUUUUAUGGAAAUAUUUUAUCAACUAUCUUGUAAUCCCUCAUAUGCUAACAAAUAUUAUUGUUUUUUAUUUUCUCAGAGGAUAUAUUAAAAUAUUCCAUUAAAAUUAAUGGAUUUUCAGAUAAA